This is a messenger RNA of Cinclus cinclus, 594 nucleotides long. It is a transcript of the gene DTD2, whose product is annotated as D-aminoacyl-tRNA deacylase 2. Gene Ontology annotation, cellular component: cytoplasm. Gene Ontology annotation, molecular function: D-tyrosyl-tRNA(Tyr) deacylase activity. Bases 100 to 594 code for a protein of 164 amino acids. The transcript is spliced from 3 exons. NCBI's taxonomy places the organism in Eukaryota, Metazoa, Chordata, Aves, Passeriformes, Cinclidae. The record is from RefSeq and is a predicted model, not a curated record. Gene Ontology annotation, biological process: tRNA metabolic process.
CCCGUUCAACCACCCGCACACGGCCCCACCACGCGCUCCCCGUGACCCAGGGCCGGGCCGGGCCGGGCCGGGCCCCUCCCCCGGCGCUGCGGGCCAGCCAUGGCGGCGACGCGGGCCCGGGCCUUGCUGCAGCAGAGCGUCUCCGCCCGGCUGCAGGUGCGGCCGCCCGAGCGCGGCUCCGAGGCCCAGUGGGUGGAGAUCCAGAGAGGACUUGUCAUCUACAUAUGCUUCUUCAAAGGUGCUGAUGAGGAUCUUGUCCCAAAAAUUGUUGAUACGCUCUUGAAUGUUAAAUUAAGUGAAAAUGAAAACGGCGAGCUUGUCUCUGUUCUUGAUUUACCAGGUGAUGUACUUAUCAUACCACAAGCUACCCUAGGUGGUAAACCAAAGGGAAGAAAGAUGCAGUACCAUGCAAACAUUGAAAAAGUAAAAGGGUUGGAACUUUAUUCUCAGUUUGUGACUUUGUGUGAAAAAGAGGUGGCUGCCAAUGCCAAAUGCAUGGAAGCUGGUGUUCUUGUCAAGCAUGGCACAUAUGGAAACAGGCAGGUGUUAAAACUGGAUACAAAUGGACCUUACACUCAUCUGAUUGAAUUUUGA